This is a messenger RNA of Cavia porcellus (domestic guinea pig), 3727 nucleotides long. RefSeq names its product ADAMTS like 2 (gene Adamtsl2). Bases 243 to 3137 code for a protein of 964 amino acids. Gene Ontology annotation, molecular function: metalloendopeptidase activity. The transcript has 19 exons. Gene Ontology annotation, cellular component: extracellular matrix. The record is from RefSeq and is a predicted model, not a curated record. NCBI's taxonomy places the organism in Eukaryota, Metazoa, Chordata, Mammalia, Rodentia, Caviidae. Gene Ontology annotation, biological process: extracellular matrix organization; proteolysis.
CCCGUCUGCCUGACAGCUAUAAAGGCGGCUGCGGCCACAGAGCCGCCACUGGGCUGCGCCCCUCCCUUCCCUCCCGGGAUCCCCUCCCUCACACGCUCUUUGAAGUGGGAGAGGGGAGGCUGCUGAGGAGGAGAGGAGGACAAGGCAGAGCUUCGCGUCCCUGGCCUCUGCUUGCUGCUGCUGGCUGCACACCUGGCGCUCAGCCCUGCUCUGGGAGGACAACCUGCUGAGGCCGGGCCAGGAUGGAUGGAGGAUGGCAGUGUUCACAGUGGGCCUGGGCCUUGCUGGCUAUGGCGGUGGUGGCUAGGGGUGCGGCAUCCACGGAGCUCUCGGACAACAGCCCCACGUCCAACAGCCUGGAGGGCGGCGCUGAUGCCACCGCAUACUGGUGGGGAGAGUGGACCAAGUGGACAGCAUGCUCCCGCAGCUGUGGGGGCGGGGUGACGUCCCAGGAGCGACACUGCCUGCAGCAGAGGAGGAAGUCUAUUCCUGGUGCUGGCAACAGGACCUGUACUGGCAUAUCCAAGCGCUACCAGCUCUGCAGCCUGACGGAGUGCCCGCCGGAUGGGAGGAGCUUCCGAGAGGAGCAGUGCGUCUCCUUCAACUCCCGCGUGUAUGACGGGCGGACCUACCAGUGGAAGCCUCUGUACCCAGAUGACUAUGUGCACAUCUCCAGCAAGCCCUGCGACCUGCACUGCACCACAGUGGAUGGCCAGCGGCAGCUCAUGGUGUCCGCCCGUGACGGCACAUCCUGCAAGCUCACUGACCUGCGAGGGGUUUGCGUGUCUGGAAAAUGUGAGCCCAUCGGUUGUGACGGGGUGCUGUUCUCUACUCACACGCUGGACAAGUGCGGGGUCUGCCAGGGCAAUGGGAGCAGCUGCACCCACGUGACCGGAAACUACCGCAAGGGCAAUGUGCCCCUUGGUUAUUCCCUGGUGACUCACAUCCCAGCCGGUGCCCGUGACAUCCAGAUCGUGGAGAGAAAGAAGUCAGCUGAUGUCCUAGCUCUGGCUGACGAAGCCGGUUUCUACUUCUUCAAUGGCAACUACAAGGUGGACAGCCCCAAGAACUUCAACAUCGCUGGCACCGUGGUCAAGUACCGGCGGCCCAUGGAUGUCUACGAGACGGGCAUCGAGUACAUUGUGGCGCAGGGGCCCACCAACCAGGGCCUGAAUGUCAUGGUGUGGAACCAGAAUGGCAAGAGCCCCUCCAUCACUUUCGAGUACACCCUGCUGCAGCCCCCGCCUGCACGCGGCCGCCCGUCUGUCUACUACAGCUUCUCCGAGCCUGCCUCAGCCUCCACCAGCGCUGAGAGCCAGGAGCUGGCCAGUGCCGGGCUCCUGGGCUUCCUGCGGCACAACGCCUCACUGUACGGCCCAGCCUCCUCUGAGCAACUGGACCUGAACAACCGGCUUUUUGGCCCCCAGGGCUCUGAGGUGGACCUGGGCCUCCGUCCGGGCCAGGAGACCAACGAGGUGUGCGAGCCGGCCAGCAGGGGGGCCUGCCAGGGGCCCCCCAGGGGCAAGGGCUUCCGAGACCGCAACGCCACUGGGACGGCGCUCGCAGGAGACAAGGAUGACCCAGAGGCAGAUGUUCAUCUCACCUCCCAGGAGUUCCUCUCAGCCAACGUCAUCUCUGACCAGAUCCUGGACACAGGAUCUGACUCCAAAGAGUUUGUCCUCAACGAGACAGGGAACAGCAUCUUUGCUCAGGGCGCCCCCAGGAGCCCUGAGCCCGAGAGCCUCUACAUGGAUUAUGAGGAAGGGGAAGAAGCUGCCACUCACCUAGUCAAUGGGUCCUACUUAGAGCUGAGCAGCGACAGGGUCACAAACACCUCCUCCGAGGCCCCAUUUCCCAACACCAGCGCCAGCCUCCCCGCACCGGCCGGAAACAGGACUCACAAGGCCAGGACCCGGCCCAAGGCCCGCAAGCCCGGUGUGAGCCCAGCUGACAUGUACCGGUGGAAGCUGUCAUCCCAUGAGCCCUGCAGUGCCACCUGCACCACAGGGGUGAUGUCGACCUACGCCAUGUGCGUACGCUACGAUGGUGUCGAGGUGGACGACAGCUACUGUGAUGCCCUCACACGGCCCGAGCCUGUGCACGAGUUCUGCGCCGGGAGGGAGUGCCAGCCCAGGUGGGAGACCAGCAGCUGGAGUGAGUGCUCACGCACCUGCGGCGAGGGCUACCAGUCCCGCAUUGUGCGCUGCUGGAAGAUGCUGUCCCCUGGCUUCGACAGCUCUGUAUACAGUGACCUGUGCGAGGCUGCCGAGGCCGUGCGGCCCGAGGAGCGCAAGCCAUGCCGCAACCCGGCCUGCGGGCCGCAGUGGGAGAUGUCCGAGUGGUCCGAGUGCACGGCCAGAUGUGGCGAGCGCAGCGUGGUGACCAGGGACAUCCGCUGCUCUGAGGAUGAGGAGCUGUGCGACCCCAGCACCCGGCCCGUGGGGGAGAAGAACUGCACUGGGCCCCCCUGUGACCGUCAGUGGACCGUCUCAGACUGGGGACCGUGCAGUGGGAGCUGUGGGCAGGGCCGCACCAUCAGGCACGUGUACUGCAAGACCAGCGAUGGACGGGUCGUGCCCGAGUCCCAGUGCCAGGCAGAGACCAAGCCCCUGGCCAUCCACCCCUGUGGGGACCGGAACUGCCCGGCGCACUGGCUGGCCCAGGACUGGGAGCGGUGCAACACCACAUGUGGGCGUGGUGUGAAGAAGCGGUUGGUGCUGUGCAUGGAGCUGGCCGAUGGGAAGCCUCAGACGCGCAGCGGCCCUGAGUGUGGCCUGGCCCGGAAGCCACCGGUGGAGAGCACCUGCUUCGAAAGGCCCUGCUUCCGAUGGUACACCAGCCCCUGGUCUGAGUGCACCAAGACCUGUGGCGUGGGUGUGAGGAUGCGGGACGUGAAGUGCUACCAGGGCACUGACAUUGUCCGUGGCUGCGACCCGCUGGUGAAGCCUGUGGGCAGACAGGCCUGUGACCUGCAGCCAUGCCCCACGGAGCCCCCAGAUGAUAGCUGCCAGGACCAGCCGGGCACCAACUGCGCCCUGGCCAUCAAAGUGAACCUCUGCAGCCACUGGUACUACAGCAAGGCCUGCUGCCGCUCCUGCAGGCCCCCCGCUCCCAGCCGGGGUGCUGUGGCCCCUUGACACCCGUGCGCCCCAUCCCGGGGUUGCUGCAGCUCCGGGGAAGCUUCCGGACACCAUCCUGUGGGCUUCCAGGCUGGGAAGAUAUGACACUGAGCCUCGGUCCACUAGAGGGACUUCUGGGCCUCUAGUGCCCGCUAUGGAAGCUGUCACAGAGCGAAUGGACCCUGUAUCUGAGGCUCUCACCAGCAGCCCCAGCCAGUGGCCCCACCCAGCGUGCGAGGUGGUUCCUUCUGCUCAGGGCCUUGCCUGGGCCAGCAGGGCCUUCUCAAGGUGACUUGUAGGUGACUGGGAAGGAAGUGCCUCCUUCGCUCAGGUGACUUGGGUUGCGGGAGCCACAGGGCACCAGGAGGCCCAAAUUGCCUGGGUUCCUGAUGUGGGCAGGAUUCCUCCUUCCAGGGGGGUAAUCUCACGGCCUAGCUUGGGCUCUGCCGGCUGUGUAGGAGCUCCUGUGUCGGAGGGAAUAGGCGUACUUUCUGCCCCAGGGCAGGCCCUCUUUUUCAUGGUGUAUUUGUUCACGGACAGCAGGAUGCCCUGUAAUCCCCCCUCAGUACUCAUCGGUUUAUGUUAAUAAAGUGGUCAAAGAGGUCUUA